AUGGGCCUGGGCGACGACGACUUUGACAAGAUGCUGGCCGAGUUCGAGGACUUCGUCGAGAACCCGGCCGACAAGGCGGACGCCAAGAAGAAGCGCCGGUCUCCGCCCCGGCCGCUGCCGCUGACGCAGGAGGAGUUUAUCCGGCGGCUGCAGCUGGGGCUGCCGCUGCGGGACGACACGCCGCCCCGACACACGGCUCGGAGGGCCGAUGAGCCGGCCAGACCGGACGACGAGAGGAGGCGGCGCGACGAGGCCAGGAGACCGGAGGAGGAGCGCAGGACGGGAGGACGGGAGGACGAGAAGAGGCGGUCGGAAGAGAGGCGGAGGCAGGAGGAAGAGAGGAAGCAGCAGGAAGAGGCGAGGCUGCGGCGCGAGGCCGACCUGAAGCGCAAGGAAGAAGAGGAGGCCAAGAGGCAAGCCGAGUUCGAGGAACGGCUGAAAAGGCUGCCCAGCCCGGACCGCGAGCGGGUGAUGCGCCGCCGCCAGAAGUUCGAGCGCAACCGGCCGGUGGUGGGCCAGCCCAAGACGAUCCGGCUGCGGGGCCCGUCCGUCGAGCCGGCCCCUCCGGCGGCGCAGCGACGCUCUGAGAGCCCUCCACCUGCCGACGCCGACAGCGCUUGA
Messenger RNA from Pollicipes pollicipes, 621 nucleotides. RefSeq names its product vicilin-like seed storage protein At2g18540. The record is from RefSeq and is a predicted model, not a curated record. NCBI's taxonomy places the organism in Eukaryota, Metazoa, Arthropoda, Thecostraca, Pollicipedomorpha, Pollicipedidae. Bases 1 to 621 code for a protein of 206 amino acids. The transcript has 5 exons.